Molecule: messenger RNA, 2980 nt
Organism: Eupeodes corollae
Lineage: Eukaryota; Metazoa; Arthropoda; Insecta; Diptera; Syrphidae
Exons: 3
Coding region: 158-2377 (739 amino acids)
Biological process (GO): regulation of synaptic transmission, glutamatergic; G protein-coupled glutamate receptor signaling pathway
Cellular component (GO): membrane
Molecular function (GO): group II metabotropic glutamate receptor activity
Source: RefSeq, a predicted model, not a curated record
UCGUUGGCCAGAUAAGUCGCAUUUUCGGUCUUUGCUUCCAAAAAAUAUAUACAAAAAAUCAAAAAAUAGCUAUGGCCCACACGACGACGACGACGAAGGUCUAGUCUUUAGUCUAGCCUUUAGCUGUGCGCGAUUCCAAUGAACGUUUUAGUUAGGCAUGGCCCGUCAGCCAAGACGGUCGGCUUUAGUGCUGACGAGAAAAUCGAGAUCGCGAACCAUUUAUUCUCAUUCUUCACCACAACUUUGCACCCAAUCGCGCUUUUUGCCACUAGUGGCUCUCGCAUUGACCAUACUUAUUGAAAUAAGUCGGGCUCAGUCGAAUUUAGAUCUAAACGCAAAUGCAAACGCUCCGGUGAUCGUGACGCAACCGAAAUUCGGUGAUCGCUUAUUACCACGAAACAGACAAAUCGCAAAUAGUUUCAAUACGACAAAUGUGAAUAGAAGUGAAUUGAAUGUGGCAAGUAGUAAUAAUCAUAAUCAUUUUGGCCCGGUUUAUAUUAGAGCGGGCAGUGAAGUGGAAAAGGAAAUUCGAACCAUCAGUGAUAACGGUAGCGAUAAAAAUCUAAAUCGUAUAAUUUUUCAAAAUAAUAACUCCUCAAUUUCGAGUGUGACUGCGAGUGCGACUGCGACAGUGAAAGAGAAUCAUCCGCAUCCGCAACCACAACGCAGACGCAACGACAAUGACAAUGACAUCGAAGAAGUGGCCAGCGUGGUAUCCGCCGCCGCGUUGGAUUCACUUAGCGACAAUAAUGAAGUGGCUCCAUCAAGGGACUAUCUGAACGUCUCGAAGGCGGCCAGAUUGAUAGAAAUGUCGACAGAGUUCUUCAUAGUGCCGACAUCGACGACGACAGAGAAACCGGCCGUUCCCUCGACUACAUCGAAAUUCAGAUCGGUUGACUCGACGGGUCAGCACAAGAACAACCACCUCCAGCCGAGACCGGUGCUGAUUCUGGCCCCCAAGAAUCCAUCUCAUGGCAACACAUCGGCAGCAGCGGUGACUCCACCGACCAUUGUUAGCACACGUCUACCUAACGGACUCCGUAAGGAGCCCUGGGUUGUGCCCGUACUGGUUCUAGCAUCGCUCACCAUGAUCAUGAUGGGUGCCUUUGAGAUUUUCGUUCUAUUCAAGGCUUGGCGUACCUCGCCCUCACGCCGACAUCUAUUUUUGGGCCAAAUGCUGUUGCUGGGCCUAUUUGCUUGCGCCGGUCUCGGCGCAAUUAUCACGGCACAACCGACUGUGCUAAGUUGCGGAGCGAUACGUUUCGGGGCCGGGGUCGCCUAUGCCUUGGUAUUUGCGGCUCUGCUCGUUAAGUGCGUGUUCCUCAUUAGUUUGAACGGCGGUGUCUACCUACCGGCACCGUAUCAAGGAUUGCUACUGUUGUUCGCCGUACUCAUCCAAGUGGCCAUUGGGGCCCAGUGGCUGCUAAACCAGCCGCCAGAUAUUUACACAAUGACAGUUCCAUUCGGUGUUAGCGGCAGUGCAACUAGUGCGGGCACUAGUGGCAACAGCAACAUGGGCAGCAGCAGUGUUAGCAACAAACUGUCCUCCAUGCUGAUCACCUCGAGUGAUAUCACACGUUUGCAACACGGUAGCACGGCCACGAUGAUGAUACCCCUGUGCAAGACGCAAUUCUCGGAACUGUUGUUGUCCUUAAUUUACAUUGUCUUCCUGAUCGUGUUCGUGGCGGUUCUCGCGAUCAAAUCGCGCGGCAUUCGUGAUAAUUAUCGGGAGUCUACAUACAUUGGUCUAGCGAUUGGUGGUGCGAUACCAAUUUGGCUUGGUUGGAUGUUGUGCGGCUUGGCCGUGGCCGAUCGGCACAAGGAUGCAUGCAUUGCAUUUGGAUUAGUUGCAACAUCGGCAACAGUAUUUUUGGUAAUGUUUAUGCCGAAGGGGCGUCAAUUGGCCGCCAUGGGCAAGGAGGGCCUCUACGUGGAGGAUCGUGAGGAGCAGUUUAGUUCGCUUAGUCGAGCCGGAUCGGGAUAUUCGCCGUCCUUCUUCCACUUUAAGCCAAUCAAGUAUGGAGUGAUGGGUCCGGUUCCGAAUUCAACAUCGAAUACGGGCAAUGGAAAUAGUACGAAGCAUACUGCAACUAUGAACGGAGGUGAUCAUGUGGCAUUAGUUGCAGCAGCUCCUCCGAGCUAUACACGUAUGUACCACUAUUUUCCAGCACAUGUGACGCACCCAUUUUGUUUUUAUCCACAACCCCCACCACCGCCACAAAUAAAUCCACCAUUACCACCGACCCUUAAGGCACUUGGCAGCUCAGUAGCGUCAAUGACACCAGCACAUUUAGCACAAACCUUAAGGUAUCCAGGUAAGGCCUAUUUAUACGACCCGAUGAGAUCAACUUAUAUACCACACUGGAGCCCACACUAAGCAGUAAUCCCAAUGUGUUUUUCCAACGAAGUGGAGGCGUUCAUCCAGGAAUGAUGUAUUAAUAGUUUAGUUUUAUUAAAUUUAAAAAACACAAAACGAAAAAUAUUUUUAAGACAAAAUUUUAUCGCGCAAGUAUUAAAAAAUUAAAAAUAAAUACUUGCACCCAGUGAUCAAAAGGGAAUACAAAUAUGACCCUUAAUUAAAUAAAAAACAAACAACUUUAACGCUCCCAGGGAGUAUAAAAAUAAUUAAUAUUAGAAUUUAAAAAAACAACUCAUUUCAUUUUAUAGUUUAAGUAAAAUAAAGAAAUAAAAUUUUUAAUUAAACAUAAAAAUAAACGACAAAAUAACAUAAAAGACUUUUCUCAUAGACUUAAAAAAAUGUGUUGUUCAUAUAGAUUUUAAGUUAUGAUUAAAGCAAAAUUAAGUUAGUUAUUAUAAUGUAGGUAUAAUUAAAAUCUUACAAUUAGAUUUAUUUUUAAUUUUUAAGAUUUAAUAUUUGUUCUUAAGUAUUUUAAAAUUGCAACUUAUUAUGUAAAACCCACUUAAAUGCUUGUAUAAGAUUUUAGGUUAAAACAACAACAAUAUAAAAGUAUGUAUAUAA